UUGCUGGUCGAAUUCUUGGUCGCCUCUGUUCUUGAUCUCCGAAAGCUUCAGGAAGCUUACACGCUUCCAGCCUCCAGGGCAUUGCUUCACCACAUCAAGCCCAUCUACUCAUCUGCAUACAGUUGAUUAUUCGUGAUUGCACGCAUCAAAAUGGCAAAAUUCCUGUUAUUAGACGAGAUUUCUACGCUACUGAUCGAUCCAGCUUUUUUGCUUUCCCACAGUUUUCUGUAUAUUUUUUUAACUUGCUGCAACAUUUUGUGCAGCAGCAGCAGAAGCAGCAGUUCUGCUGCUGGCACCGGAGCAAGAGAUGGAGAGGAACUCGUCGAGCUUUUACGAGGACAAGGAGACAGGAGCAGCGGAACCCUUGAUCAGGAGGCGCGCCGUCACCAACACCACCUCUCAGAGCGCCAUCGUCGGCGCCAACAUCUGCCCCAUCGAGAGCUUGGACUACGAGAUCGUGGAGAAUGAUUUAUUGAAAGAGGAUUGGAGAUCUCGAAACAAGGUUCAGAUUUUCCAGUACGUAGUGCUCAAGUGGGCACUGGCGCUCCUUAUAGGCUUGGCUACUGGAUUAGUCGGAUUCUUCAACAACCUCGCCGUCGAGAACAUUGCUGGAUUCAAGUUGUUACUCACGAGCAACUUCAUGCUCAAGCAUAGGUAUCAUGAAGCAUUUGUCGUCUACGCUGGCUGCAACUUAAUUCUGGCAGCAGCGACUGCUGCUCUAUGUGCUUAUGUUGCUCCGGCAGCAGCUGGGUCCGGCAUACCUGAGGUGAAAGCUUACCUAAAUGGGGUCGAUGCUCACUCCAUCUUGGCUCCCAGCACACUGUUUGUAAAGAUCUUUGGUUCCAUAGGGGGAGUUGCUGCUGGACUCAUGGUGGGUAAGGAGGGCCCUAUGGUUCACACAGGGUCAUGCAUAGCUUCCUUCCUCGGUCAGGGUGGAUCGCGCAGGUAUCACUUGACUUGGAAAUGGCUUAGAUAUUUCAAGAACGACCGAGAUCGUAGAGAUUUGAUAACUUGUGGAGCUGCUGCCGGUGUAGCAGCUGCCUUUAGAGCCCCCGUGGGUGGGGUUCUUUUUGCACUCGAAGAAGUCGCAUCAUGGUGGCGAAGUGCUCUCCUCUGGAGGACAUUUUUCACGACGGCCGUAGUUGCUGUCGUAUUGAGGGGUCUGAUAGGUUUCUGCCGCAGUGGAAGGUGCGGGCUGUUUGGACAAGGAGGACUGAUAAUGUUCGACCUGAGCGCCACUGUCGCUACCUACGGAACGCCGGAUCUGGUCGCGGUGGUAGUCAUCGGAGCCAUAGGUGGACUUUUGGGAAGCUUCUACAACUUCUCCGUCGACAAGAUACUUCGCAACUACAGCGUCAUCAAUGAAAGAGGAGCUCCAUUCAAGAUCCUCCUCACAGUUACGAUCUCGCUCUUGACCUCCUGCUGCUCGUAUGGACUUCCAUGGCUGGCCAAAUGCACCCCGUGCCCUCCAGGUUCUCAGUGCCCGACCAUCGGCCGGUCGGGCAACUUCAAGAGCUUCCAAUGUCCGCCGAACCAUUACAACGACCUCGCUUCCCUCUUUCUCAACACCAAUGACGAUGCCAUACGCAAUCUUUUCAGCGGUGGCACUGAGGAUGAGUUCUACAUUUCUUCUCUUCUCAUCUUCUUCGCUGCGAGUUUUUCCCUCGGCAUCGUCACCUAUGGCAUCGCCAUCCCUUCUGGCCUUUUCAUCCCCGUCAUAAUGGCUGGGGCUUCGUACGGUCGCCUUUUGGGGACCCUUCUCGGCCCUCUGUCUAAAUUGGAUAAAGGCCUGUUUUCGCUCCUCGGCGCGGCUUCUUUUCUCGGCGGAACCAUGAGAAUGACAGUCUCAGUUUGCGUUAUCCUCCUGGAGCUCACCAACGAUCUUCUAAUGCUCCCCCUGGUGAUGCUCGUUCUCCUCGUAUCCAAAACCGUCGCGGAUUGCUUCAACAAGGGAAUAUACGAUCAAAUUGUGAAGAUGAAGGGCUUCCCCUACCUGGAAUGCCACCCCGCACCUUACAUGCGAAACUUGGACGCCGGCGACGCGGUCUCAGGCCCGCUCAUUACCCUUGCCGGGGUCGAGAAGGUGGCAAACAUAGUUUACACUUUGAAAUUGACUGGCCAUAAUGGAUUUCCAGUAAUCGACGAGCCGCCUUUUUCGGAAGAACCAGGACUGUGUGGUCUCGUAUUGCGGUCUCAUCUGCUCGUAUUGCUCAAAGGGAAGCAAUUCACGAAGGAAAGGGUGUCCACUGGCGCAGGACAUGUUUUGCAGAGAUUUGGCGCGUUUGAUUUCGCCAAAGCAGGGUCUGGUAAGGGUGUGCAGUUGGAGGACCUUGACAUCGACGACGAAGAAAUGGAAAUGUUUGUGGAUCUCCAUCCCAUUACCAAUAGAUCACCUUACACAGUGGUAGAGAGUAUGCCCCUAUCCAAGGCUGCAGUUCUAUUCAGAGACCUUGGCCUCCGGCACCUGUGCGUCGUGCCCAAGACUCCGGGGAGGCAUCCCAUCGUAGGGAUUCUAACGCGGCAUGACUUCAUGCCGGAGCACAUCCUCGGGCUGUUUCCUCAUCUCAAACAUCGCCGUCCUCAUAUGAGCGUUUGAUCGUUGUCGUUGUUGUUUUCAUACUGGGAAUAUUUGUGGUUGCAUCUGGGCGUGCGAUAUGUUAAAGCCCCUUGUUUUAAGAACAA
Messenger RNA from Zingiber officinale, 2682 nucleotides. RefSeq names its product chloride channel protein CLC-c-like. The transcript has 7 exons. Gene Ontology annotation, cellular component: intracellular membrane-bounded organelle; plant-type vacuole membrane. The coding region runs from base 308 to 2596 and encodes 762 amino acids. Gene Ontology annotation, biological process: chloride transport; transmembrane transport. The record is from RefSeq and is a predicted model, not a curated record. Gene Ontology annotation, molecular function: voltage-gated chloride channel activity. Lineage: Eukaryota; Viridiplantae; Streptophyta; Magnoliopsida; Zingiberales; Zingiberaceae.